Molecule: messenger RNA, 1400 nt
Organism: Lampris incognitus (smalleye Pacific opah)
Lineage: Eukaryota; Metazoa; Chordata; Actinopteri; Lampriformes; Lampridae
Gene: hoxc8a
Product: homeobox C8a
Exons: 2
Coding region: 409-1161 (250 amino acids)
Biological process (GO): regulation of transcription by RNA polymerase II
Cellular component (GO): nucleus
Molecular function (GO): RNA polymerase II transcription regulatory region sequence-specific DNA binding; DNA-binding transcription factor activity, RNA polymerase II-specific
Source: RefSeq, a predicted model, not a curated record
GGGUGUUGUGGUGGGGGUGGUUGGGUGGGAAGCUAAAAAAAAAAAAAAAGAGAAAGAAAAGGGAAGCGUCUGUGACCGUGCCGGUUGGAGCAAGCCAGCUUUUAACCUUACAGGCUAACGCACACUCAAAGCACACGCCAUGAGCCGGCUGUGAGCCUGCAAAAGCUGGUGGGGGGGGGAGAGAGAGAAAACACUGAAGCCUUUUGAGAGAAAGCUCCGAUGAGAAGACGCGGUUAAGAGAGAGUGAGCUGCCGUAGAUUGUCCAAAGGGGCAGCGUUUCUCCUAGUUCCGGUUUGUCUGCCUGAGCUGUGUGCGAGUUGGGACCUAAACAAAAGGCUGCCGUCAUCUUAAAGGGCAUAUUCCGUCUGCGAGAGAGAGAGUCGUCCCUUGCUUGAUGCAAACCAAACCAUGAGCUCCUAUUUUGUUAACCCUCUUUUCUCCAAGUACAAAGGCGGCGAGUCACUGGAGCCAACUUACUACGACUGCAGGUUUCCACAAAGCGUUGCCCGUAGCCACACGCUGGUUUACGGACCCGGAGCAGCUGCGCCGGGCUUUCAACACCCGUCCCAUCAUGUGCAGGACUUUUUCCACCACGGAACCACGGGGAUCUCCAACCCCGGAUACCAGCAGAACCCGUGCGCGCUGGCUUGCCACGGAGACGCGACGAAAUUUUAUGGAUACGAAGCCCUUCCGAGGCAAACGCUUUAUGGUACCCAGCAAGACGCAAGCCUCGCGCAAUACCCAGACUGUAAAUCGUCGAGCAGCUCUAACCCCGGAGAAGGACAAGGCCACUUAAAUCAAAACUCCUCACCCAGUCUAAUGUUCCCAUGGAUGAGACCCCACGCCCCAGGAAGACGGAACGGGAGGCAAACCUACAGUCGCUACCAAACUCUGGAACUGGAGAAGGAGUUCCUCUUCAACCCCUACCUGACCCGCAAGCGGCGGAUCGAAGUGUCGCACGCGCUCAGCCUGACGGAGCGGCAGGUGAAGAUCUGGUUCCAGAACAGGAGGAUGAAGUGGAAAAAGGAGAACAACAAAGACAAGUUUCCGGGUCAGAGAGGGGAAGCCGAGGCCGAGGCGGAGGAAGAGGGCAACGAGGACGGUGAAGGGGAAGAGGGAGAGGAGAAAGACGCGGAAGAGAAAGAGGAGACCAAGGAGUGAUUUUAUGGUCUCUUCUUUUUUCUCUUUUUUUUAUGGUUAUAUGGCUGAAACAGAGAAAGAAGUCCCAUAAACAGACGAGGAGGUAGAGGGAGGCAGAGGGUCGACUUUAUGACCACCCUUUCAUUUUAGUCCAGAACGGACAGGAACCCACUGAUGUUGUUGUUGUCAUGAAAUAUUACGCAAAUUACCCCCCCUCCCCCCCACUCACUAAUAUCACCAUGCAACGAUGGUCAGUUCAU